Molecule: messenger RNA, 2261 nt
Organism: Selaginella moellendorffii
Lineage: Eukaryota; Viridiplantae; Streptophyta; Lycopodiopsida; Selaginellales; Selaginellaceae
Exons: 1
Coding region: 1-2052 (683 amino acids)
Molecular function (GO): protein binding
Source: RefSeq, a predicted model, not a curated record
AUGGUGUUCCACACGGAGCUGAUGAUCCGCCUCGCUCGAGCGCCGAAAUCUCUCUCUCUAGGCCGCGGCGACACUCCCGACACCGAUCCGGAUAUGACGUGGUUGUCGACGAUGAUCCAGAAGCCCCAAGCGGAUCACGGCUUUCCCUCGGCUGCGAUCUCCGCCCUAGCGCCGGCCAGGAUCGCAAAGCUCCGCCCAGAAUCGCUGGCCAGAGGCCGUGUUCUCCAUGGAGUACUCAUCGCGGAUGCGCUCAUGCUCGAGGACAGCGUCCAGGUACUCACUACGCUCAGGGAUUCCAGAGGCGACGAAGUGUUGCUGGCGAUCAAGCACGCAGUGGCCAGCGACGCCACGGCCGAGCAAGUCCGAGCGAAAUAUCCGAGAGGAGCUCGAGUGGCCGUCAAGGAGCCGAUGCUCCACAAGCACCAUGGUUCCUUCAUCUCGCUGGACAACCCGGCCAAUGUGGAGGUGAUCUCCUACCUCAGCGACGAGCAGCUGGAACGAUACGCAGGUAUGGCUCCCGCGGCACUGCGAGUAGAGGGCAACAAGCUCUUCCAAGAUGGGAGCUUUGAGGCUGCCGCUCAAGCCUACGCCUUGAGCGCUGUGAAAUGCGAGCAGGAGGAGGAGCGUGAUCGUGUUCUUGCUCUCUCCAACCAGGCCGAGAGCUUUUUCAAGCUGGGACGAUAUGAGCAGUGCGUGGAUGCCGCAAGUGCCGCUCUCGCCGUGGAUCCCCGCCACCUCAAGAGCCUCUACAGGAAAGCUUUGGCGCUGCUCAAUCUCCAGUGCUACGAGUGGUCGUGCCGGCUCUUGAGCAACGUUCUUGGAGUGGACGAGGAAAUCGAUCAAUUGCACGAAAGAUGUCAGAAGCUCGCGAUCCAGAGCAAGGACAUCAGCAGCAUCAUGGCAGAUAUCCAUGGUUUUUAUCGAGCCUGGAGCGAAGGAGAGCAAGCCCCACUUUUCCCAGAGGUUGCUGACAACGUUUGCCAAGUGGAAGUGAAGAAAUGCGAGGACCAGAGCAAGCAACGAGGCCGGGGGCUCUUUGCGACGACCAACAUCAAGAAAGGCGAGCUUGUCCUUACCAGCAACUCGGCGGCUUUCGAGCGAGGUGGCAACAUCUCGGUAUGCAACAGGAAUGCCUCAAUCCGAUUCCUUGACAUGGCCAUGAAGUCGCCACGAGCAUACAAGCAGAUCCACAGCCUUGCUAGCAUGGCCGCAGGGAACGAGCGUGAAGUUCCAGCAAUGGAGCUCUUCCAGGCAGACUGGGCCACGCCGGAGAACUGGUCGAGCGUCAGCACCGACAGCAGCAGGGAAGCUCUCGAAGGCAUUUCGGUGGAGAGGGUCUUCGAGACUGUGAGCGUAGCUUCCUUCAAUCCGACAGGUCCAGGUCCUGACGAGAACACGCAGCGCCUGCUCUACGUUGGUACCUGGCUCAUCCCCAGCUUCAUCAACCAUUGCUGUGUUGGGAACGUUUGCCAGAGGUUGUUUGGCACCACGGUUUGCUACUUUGCCACCCGAGACAUCCAGGCCGGGGAGGAGCUUGGGCACUGCUACAUCAUCGCCGGCCAUCCUUACAGGCGGACGAGGUUGGACUUCGAGUGCGCUUGCAAGAAGUGCGAGCUGGAGCGGCAGCUGGACGAGGAUCUCGCGGAGGUGACGGGCUGCUACAGGGACUUGGCCGAGGCCAACUUCGAGUUCCGGUUGAAGGGAGAGACCGACAUCCCCGGGAUGGUGGCGAAGCUGGAGAAAGUGUUGGCGACCAAGCUCCAGGAGGAGGAGGAUCGGCAGUGCAUGAGAGCGGUGCAUUGGUCGCUUUAUUUGAUUUACUACCAAAAGCUCAGGCGCGGAAACGUGGUGGCGCUGCCCGAGGGGAUGGUUCCUGCGGGAGAGGUGAUCAUGGAGGCGAUCCACAGGUUCUCGGCGGGCAACCUUUGCAGCAAGUGGUGCCUUGAGAUGAUGGCGGAGUGCGCACGGGACAAGGAAGCGGCGAGGAGAGAUGGAGGUGGAGGUGCUGUUUGGGAAGCAGGAGAACGCUUGCGUCGCCAAGGCCAUCUAUGAGAGAGGUACGGAACUCAUUGCUCAGGAUCUAAUGUGCUGAUCAGUUCUUUAGUUUCUUCGUCUUCUUCUCUUUGUUUCUCUCCUUCUCCUUCGUCUUCUUCUCUCUCGUUCUUGUUCGUCUACUUCUUUGAGCUUGUCCUUUGUUUGAUCGUCUCAACUUUGUCUCGGUUUCGAAAAUAAUGUAAGUUUUGCUAUAAACUCUUAGUGCC